Messenger RNA from Staurois parvus, 601 nucleotides. The record is from the annotation of a GenBank genome assembly. Lineage: Eukaryota; Metazoa; Chordata; Amphibia; Anura; Ranidae.
AAGCUGAAAAUUGCCCUGGUCAGGAAGGGGGGAAAGUGUCCGGACUGGAAGGGGGGAAAGUGUCCGGACUGGAAGAAGGGGGUGAAAGUGUCCGGACUGGAAGGGGGUGAAAGUGUCCGGACUGGAAGGGGGCGAAAGUGUCCGGACUGGAAGGGGGCGAAAGUGUCCGGACUGGAAGGGGGUGAAAGUGUCCGGACUGGAAGGGGGCGAAAGGGUCCGGACUGGAAGGGGGCGAAAGGGUCCGGACUGGAAGGGGGCGAAAGGGUCCGGACUGGAAGGGGGCGAAAGUGUCCGGACUGGAAGGGGGCGAAAGUGUCCGGACUGGAAGGGGGCGAAAGUGUCCGGACUGAAAGGGGGGGAAAGUGUCCGGACUGGAAGGGGGGGAAAGUGUCCGGAUUGGUAGGGGGGGAAAGUGUCCGGACUGGAAGGGGGCGAAAGUGUCCGGACUGAAAGGGGGGGAAAGUGUCCGGACUGGAAGGCGGGUGAAAGUGUCCGGACUGGAAGGGGGUGAAAGUGUCCGGACUGGAAGGGGGGGAAAAGCGUCCGGACUGGAAGGGGGGGGAAAGUGUCUGAACUGGAAGGGGGGGGAAAGAGUCCGGAC